This is a messenger RNA of Bipolaris sorokiniana ND90Pr, 1548 nucleotides long. RefSeq lists its product as uncharacterized. Lineage: Eukaryota; Fungi; Ascomycota; Dothideomycetes; Pleosporales; Pleosporaceae. The transcript has 2 exons. The record is from RefSeq and is a predicted model, not a curated record. Bases 357 to 1310 code for a protein of 317 amino acids.
CGAGACGGCACAACACGCAAUGCCUAACACGUUGAUAAACAAAAUGGCGGCGAGCCCGCCCUGCGCGUCCACUACCUGCAAAGUUUCUUUUGAAUUCUGACUCCGCGUUUUAUGUAAUGCACCUUGCUCUAGUGGCCAUUGUUUCCAGAAGCUGAGAAGCAUCCGAGUCACGCCUCAGUCAGAAGCAUUACACUGAUUGAUUGACUGAUUAAAAGGUCCCUUGCUUUCUGACAUCAGUCGUUAUCCUGGCAGGUCGUAAUCCGACACAUUUUGCAGCAUCUAGUACGCUUCAACUGUGUAGGUUGCGCCCAAGUUCCAGCUGAAGAUAACUCCUUAUCAUGGAUUCAACACCAACCAUGACUGAGGGUCUUCCAACCUCGUCGCUUCUCCGUUUACCUUUCGAGAUCCGCCUUAUGAUCUACGAAUAUCUAUUGCUACCCUCAAAGACACCCUACUCUGGACGCGGAACGUCGGUCGCGAAUUUGGUACCCGAUUUCCAUACCUACUUCUCCGAGGACACGAACAACGACCCGUUCACUUUGAGCGUACGGACAAUCGAUCCUUGGUUGGGGAGUCAAGGCCUGAAGACAUGGAAAAGGAGGAGUGCUUAUCAUGUAAGGACUGGCCCGUUUCUUACAACCACGGCACCAACGACCUACCGCGUCCUUCUCUCGCCCUAUACCGCACAUCUGCGCCAUACGGUUCCCUCCCUAAUGUGUAUAAACUCGCAAAUACACGCCGAAGCGAGCAAAAUGCUCUACUCCACAUAUACGUUUAGUUUCCACAUGAGCGUGGAAGCCGUGGUACCCUUCCUAUCGGACCUAACACCACGAAGUCGGGCCUCAAUCAGACACCUCAGUCUGACGAAAAAAGCACUACCAUACGCAAAGGAAUUCGAUCGUGCAGAAUGGGCAGGAAUGUGCGCCUAUCUGGCCGGCGCAACAGACAAUACCCUGGCUACAGGAGGCGGCUCAAGCAUACAUUUGAGUACGCUCAAGCUUCAAAUGAUUGCCGGCAAGCCCGACCAAGCCUGGGAUUCUAUUACGCCUAUGAACCCGUCCGACUUUGAUACCAUGCUGCGCAUGAAGAACGAGUGGCUUGGCGGCAGUGGAGAUUUCGGUGGCGUGGAUCUCGAGUGGGCGGAGCAGGUCAUGGCUAUCAAGGGCUUGAGGGAUAUCAAAGUUAAGGCGCUAGUUGAGCGAUGCGCGAGACCUGUGAGCGAGAAACAGGCGUUUUGGGUCGCGUUUAGUAAGAGUGUUGCUGAAGGCGGGUUUGGCGAGUGGAUGAAGGGACGGAUGCUGGAAGUUUGAAUGGUUGGGUUGGCAUGUAUGGAUGGAUGGGGGAUGAGUUUGGUAUAGAUUACGUUUGACGGGAAGUGCGUGAGGAUUAGAAGAAAGGUUAUGAAAAGGGUUGGUUGGGUUUUGUGAUAUCCUAACUGGUUAAAAUUGAGAGUUUAGAAUUGGCGCGGGCGUAUGAAUCUGUUUUAUGUGUAAUCGAAUCUGUUGGUGCCGAGGACAAUUUGCUAAUAAGAAACGCGUGUGAUAGUCA